GGCAAGCAGGAUGAUGGACGACCGCCGAGAAGCGAGAGCGGUUGUCUCUCGGAGAAUAUUUGACGACGACGACGAGUGGAGGACGAACACUGGAGCCGGAAUUGUGUCCUACACGACGAGCAGCGCCGACGAGAUUCGCUUCGACGACGUCGAGGAGAUACGAGGCGAUGAUUUCGAACCGGAGAGACGUCAGGCAACCUCCAAUCCGGUAAUGUCUUGGAGCAAAACGGAAAGAGGCAAAGAGUGGUCGGCAUGGUGGGAAGCGGGUGAUGACAAGCGUCCGGCGUCCGGCGCAUUCGCGACUACCAGCUUGUCUGACAAGAAAUCACUACACGACCUCCAGUCAGACGUUCGUGUACUGCGAUCCAAGUUAAAGGAAGCUGAGGUGGCUCGUUGGAAUUCACUACCAGUACGAGAAACAAUCAAGCGUAUGAUGCUGAGAAAGCCAUACACAUUGGAGCCGUAUAAGUCAUACGAAGACAAAGUCGGUCUUUUGCAAAUUGCCAUUGAGUUUCACGACGGUAACUGCAUUAUGGCUGUACUACAGUUUCUCAAGCGAACGUUGAAAUAUGGCAAAUUCUUUGACUUGUUGGUUCGAUUUCCUGAGGCCGAAACUCAUUAUAUUGCUUUUUUGAAGCAGCAUUAUGACUGGUUGGAGCUGCGUAAAUUGUACAAUCUGUUGGCGAGAUACGAAGAUGAGUGGGUAUUGAGGUAUAAUCAGAGUAGAAAUGCAACACCAGCUGACACAAGAGUGCGGCGACUGGAGGACUGCCUGAGGUUUUUUGACUCGGCAUCGUGUGAGGAUCUCGGCAGGUCAUAUUAUGCUGUUGCAGUGAAGGAGCAGAUCAACCUUCUCUCGAGACAAAUUCCAAUCGAAGAAAAAGAUGCCAAAGUUGAACGUCUAGGCGAGUAUCACCUGUUCAAGACUUACCCUCGACAAUCACCCGUCCUCUACAACUCACUCAUUACAACAUUAUAUUAUUGCUGUUUUUAUCACUAUGACUGCAAACCAGAUGCAGUACAAAGUCCUGUUAAGUUUCGUACUGACUUUAAGUUGUCAGAGAAACAGUAUCUAUGGAUGGCACUGGCAGCUCAAGCUCGAUUGAGACGUUGGGAAAAGUUUGAGCAAUUGUUGACAGCAAAGGGUUGGUUUGGCUCAACUAAACUCAAGAGUCCAAUCAGCUUUGACAAGAUUGUUGAACUUAUACACAGACAGAAGGCUACUCCGGACAAAAUCGAUAAAUACGCAAGACUCAUCGACGAUCUAUCACUAAGAUUUAAAGUGCUUGCAAGAAUUGGUCGGCAUUUCUUGGCAGUUCAGACACUACUUGAAUUGCGUGAUCGCAAUCAACUACUUCAUUAUCAGGAUAAGGUGCCCUCCACAGACAGACGAACUCACGACUUGAUGUACAGAGCUCUUCAGGAUGUUUCAAUCAAAUGGCGUUGAAGAAUAAUUGGGCAUUAAAAUUGGAGUUAGAGGGUAUACAGACACUGUGUUGUGAUGUUAGUUUAUGGUAUUUUUCAGGUGUAUGAUAAGAAGCUGUUGGAUUUUGGUAAUACAAAGUGGAUUGAUUUUAUGUAAUUUUACAUGACACUGUCUACAGCAGCUAAUUGCUAUACGAAUUGGUUUGGAAUUUGA
Corticium candelabrum is the source of this 1639-nucleotide messenger RNA. RefSeq names its product spermatogenesis-defective protein 39 homolog. The coding region runs from base 11 to 1447 and encodes 478 amino acids. Lineage: Eukaryota; Metazoa; Porifera; Homoscleromorpha; Homosclerophorida; Plakinidae. The record is from RefSeq and is a predicted model, not a curated record. The transcript has 17 exons. Gene Ontology annotation, cellular component: cytoplasm. Gene Ontology annotation, biological process: vacuolar transport; intracellular protein transport.